Messenger RNA from Mucor mucedo, 1904 nucleotides. RefSeq names its product SRP54-type protein. The record is from RefSeq and is a predicted model, not a curated record. The transcript is spliced from 4 exons. Lineage: Eukaryota; Fungi; Mucoromycota; Mucoromycetes; Mucorales; Mucoraceae. Gene Ontology annotation, molecular function: GTP binding; ATP hydrolysis activity; signal recognition particle binding. Gene Ontology annotation, biological process: SRP-dependent cotranslational protein targeting to membrane. Bases 42 to 1877 code for a protein of 611 amino acids. Gene Ontology annotation, cellular component: endoplasmic reticulum membrane; signal recognition particle receptor complex.
AUUUUUUUAUUCUCGUGCUUUUUCCAACACAUACAUAAACGAUGCUCGAUUUAUUCACCAUCUUGACCAAAGGCGGGUUUGUCUUGUGGCAAAAAACGUUUACACCUAUUCAAGGUUCUCCCGUGCAAGACCUUAUAAAGAAUGUCUUGAUUGAAGAACGGUCGGGAACGGAUGUUUAUUACAAGGACCAUUAUGCUUUAAAAUGGACGUUGGCCAAUGAACACGAUGUGGUCUUUGUCGUAGCCUAUCAAAAGAUAUUACCACUUACCUACAUUGAUGAAUUACUGGAGACCGUCAAACGCUUAUUCUUGAGUCGAUGGGAAGGUACCGAUGCCGACUAUACAACAUUUGGUCCCAUCUUUGAUAAAGUGUUGGCUCAAAUUGAGGAAAAAGGAAGUCAAGGACGACAACGUGCACCUCGUAAAUUUGAAAAUACCAAAAAGUUUGAGACUUCAUUAAAGGGUUCUCAAGCACAAAAUACGGGUGCACUUCCUGUUCAUGACGCUCAUGCCGUGGAUGAAGAUGAAAUUACAAAAAAUAUCAAGGCGUUGAAACUUCAAGGAAGUCCACGACCUGGUGGAAAAGGACGUAAAGUGAUCAAAUCCAAUAAAUCCACACCCGCUCCUUCACCCAGCAUGAAUGAUGAUGCAACAGGAAAGAAAAAGAAAUCACAAAAACAAGCACGUGUAUGGGAUGGACAGAUAGCCAAGGGAGAAAUGGAGGCACUGGAUUAUUCCAAGGCAGGUGAAUUGGAGGAUGAAGAGAACGUGGAUACCAUUGCUGCUCAAUUUGUGGAUGCAUCUAAACUGGGACAAAAGAACGAAAAGGGUAUUUAUCAAGUACAAGAUGUCUUGCAAGCCAGUGACGAUGAGCUUGACUUUGAUGAAGAGGACGAUGAAACAACAACAACAAAGGGAAAUACAUCAGGCUUGUUUUCUUACUUUAAAUCAUUCACAUCCGGAAGAGAAAUGACGGCAGAGACAUUGGAUCCUGUCAUGGCAACGAUCAAGGAACACUUGAUUACACAAAAUGUAGCUACUCAUAUUGCAGAGCAUUUAUGUCAAAGUGUUCGUACUAGUUUAUUGGGUAAAAAAUUGGGUAAUUUUGAAAGAAUUUCUACCGCUGUGCGAAAUAGUAUGGAAACUGCAUUAAAACGUAUCUUGACUCCCAAGACCUCGUUGGAUAUUUUACGUGAUAUUGAACAAGCCAAAUCAGAAAAGAGACCAUAUACCAUGUGCUUUAUUGGUGUCAAUGGUGUUGGCAAGUCGACAAAUUUGAGUAAAGUGUGCUUUUGGUUGUUACAGAAUAACUACAAAAUUUUGAUUGCAGCAUGUGAUACUUUCCGUAGUGGUGCUGUUGAACAAUUACGAGUGCAUGCACGUAAUUUACGUGCACUUCAAACGAGUGGAGGAGGCGUAGUAGAGUUAUUCGAACGUGGUUACGGUAAAGAUUCUGCAGGUAUUGCUAAAGAUGCCAUGAAUUAUGCUGCAGUGAAUCAAUUUGAUGUUGUCUUGAUUGAUACAGCGGGUCGUAUGCAAGACAAUGAACCUUUAAUGCGUGCGCUUUCUAAAUUGGUGUCAGUGAACCAACCUGACAAGAUUAUCUUUGUGGGUGAAGCUCUGGUGGGUAACGAAGCCGUGGAUCAACUCACGAAAUUUAACCAGGCACUCAAGGAUUUCUCGGGUCUUUCGAAUCCAAGACAUAUUGAUGGUAUGAUCUUGACCAAAUUUGAUACGAUUGAUGAUAAAGUGGGUGCAGCGUUAUCCAUGACCUAUAUUACGGGACAACCCAUUUAUUUCGUGGGUACAGGUCAAACUUAUACAGAUCUCAAGAAUCUCAAGGUCUCGCAUGUGGUGCAUAGUUUAUUAAAAAAGUAAUAAAGUAAUAUAAAUACUAAUACAUGU